AUGGUUUCAGUGAAGUCAAACAGGCUUGCUGCUCAUUUACAAUUCGAGGCAAGUGUAAGGAAGUUUUUAUAUAAGUCGUUACUACAGCUGGCAGGCAGUGCGAAGGGUUCCAUUGAAGCCCAAGGCUUCUGUGACUACGGCGGGGGCGACCAACCUGCUUUAUGGGGAAUCCGUCAUGAUCCACGAGAUCGCUUUAUUAAGCGCUCUUGUGGAGGUGAGAUCCUUCGUUUGAGUCCCGAGAAGGGGUGCCAUACUCACACAACUACGGCGGGGGCGACCAACCCGCUUUAUGGUGACUUCCGUUGUGACCUGUCUGCCAGCUAUUGA
Messenger RNA from Paraglomus occultum, 327 nucleotides. NCBI's taxonomy places the organism in Eukaryota, Fungi, Glomeromycota, Glomeromycetes, Paraglomerales, Paraglomeraceae. The record is from the annotation of a GenBank genome assembly.